GCAGAUGCAGUGUCACGUGUGCGGGAUAGCUUGUCCUCGCUUCUCCAGAGGUGCUGCUGGCGGUGCUGUGCUGGCGGGGAAGCCUUUCUUGCUGCAGGACUACUGGGAUGACUAUUUGCUCUGUCCCCUACUUGAUGCAUUGGAGGAGUUCCAAACAACACGGCUUCGGUUUGGUCCCAUUCUGCCUGGAGUGGGAGAAGUCUUAGCAUUUCUUUAGAGCUCUUACUGCCCUGCUGACCUGGAUACAGGGCUGCUUUCCUCUUGAGCAAAUGAUCUUAACAGAGUUUCCUCCAUUGGCUGGCCUCUCUUGUAUGUCUUUUAAUACUUCUUCUGGCUUACAACCACAGGCUGGGCUCCACUGCACUCAGGUGUUCCUGUUGGCAAAUUUGGGUCAAGUUUUGGCAGGCUGUGCUAGGAGGCAGUCCUUUCAGGGCUGGGCUGAUAUCCAAGUGCUCUUGGACAACAUUGGAUGCUUUGGGAUCUCAUGCCAACCUGAUGUGUGCAGCAAAGCUGGAGAUGGGCUGUUUGUAAGCGCACUGGCACUUGCCAUGUUCCCAGCAGGAACCGUGGACAGCAGUUUCUCCCGCUCUGCCGUGCAGACCCUCUCACGGAGCCACUGCCGCAACAUCAAGCAGAAGAUCUCCCAGUGGGAGGGGAGGUUGGGAGGGCGCUCCAGCAGGGAGAAGCAACAGCUGAAGGACUUUGGGGUAAAGUAUGAUCCAGGCUGUGAUGCUCUACCUAAAGUGAAGCCCAAGUAUACAGAGAUGGGCAAAAACACUGGAUCUGAAGAUCCAAAAAGCCUGGGCUUGGACUUCAGGGAAAAUACAAGGAGACACUUGCAAACUGAUGACUGUGGUGACCUUCGGCACUGUGCAUGCAGCCUGGUUUCGCAGGCGAAGGAGAAUGGAAACUGUCAAGCAGGCCUCUUGCAGUCAGAGGAGACACUGCCCCCAGAUGACUUCUGCACCUCACAAGAGUUGUGGAGGAGAGUAGAUCCCCUUCCACCUGACAGAGUCCUGGCACUGCCCUCGGAUCUUCAGAGGAUGCAAGAGAGCUGUGACUCCAUGGAAAAAGCACUUAAAGCCACGAGGGUGGCCUCUUGCUGCAGGGCAGAGAGGAGCUUGGAAAACUUUCACUUGGAGGCUGAGGGACAAGAGGUGGAGCCAGCAGCUGUCCCACCACCCAAGCCCCGAAGAACCUUCUGCUAUCUUUCAGAAAAGCACCUUAGCAGCCACAGCCAUGCCAGUGGUAGAAAGGAAACUGCCCUGCAAAAUAUCUGUGGAGGAGACUUGGUGCCAUCCUCUCACAGUCCUGAGAAGAGAAGAGUGUGCAGAAGGAUCAGAGGAAGAACCCAGAGGAAAUCUUUUGAGUUCGAGGACAUCCAGGGAUUCUGCAAGCGAAAGGUAGCCACCAGCUCCCACAAACUUCAGGAAGAGAUAGAAGGCACCACAGGAUCCAGGCUUUUCUAUACACAGUCAGAAGACAACAUCUGUGAGGACAUUAUCUGUCCUGUGAAAGAAAAUCCCUAUGAAAAUAUCAGAGUGCUGCCUUUACCUCUGUGGAAGAUCCCAUCUGUCUGGAGGUUGCCACCUUCCCAGAGUACCAUUAGGGCUCCCAAGCAGCUCUCCAAGCCUCCCUUUCUCAGUCGUAAGACUCUGGAGCUAAAGCCUUCCCAGACACGUUCACAAAGGAAGAUGUUGAAGGACAUAACACUGCCUGUCACGCUGAACGAGUGGAAGCUGUUUGGAGUAGCAGAAGCUGCUAGCAGGAGAAAGAAUUUGCCCUGGCUUGUACUGAAAAUACAGGAGAUCUUUGAUUCUAAGUGUGGAAAGAAGAGAGUGAAGUUGCUCAGUCCCAGUGGGAAAGAAGUUCCUCCAAUGAAAGGUGAAACCAGUGGGAAUGAAAGCAAUACAGAAAAUUGGCCAAAAGGUCAACACAGGUGCCUGCUGCAGGUGCAGUCAAGUUGGAAGAAGAACGCACACUACCAAACAUUGGAGAGGGAUUUGAUAGAACUCCAGGAGCAGCAGCUAUUUGAGCUAUUUGUGGUGGUGUCACUGCACAAGAAGGCAUCAGAGAUGACAUACACACCACAGAUCAUACAGCAGUUUCCCAGCAAGCCUGAACAUCCCAUGAGACAGUCAAAGGAUACUGAAGAGAGGCUAAAGGUCAUUCCCAAAUUCUGCUUUCCAGAUCCCAAAGACUGGUUUCCUACCUCAGACCUUAAAAGUGAAACAUUUUCUUUUGUGUUGACGGGUGAGGAUGGCAGCCGCUGGUUUGGGUACUGCAAGAAGCUCCUGCCAGAAGGGAAAGGAAAACGCCUUCCGGAAGUAUACUGCAUUGUCAGCCAUCUAGGCUGCUUCAACCUUUUCUCUAAGAUUUUAGAUGAAGUGGAGAAGAGACGAGAUAUGUCACCAGCCCUAGUGUACCCAUUUAUGCACAGUGUCAUGGAGGCACCUUUCCCUGCUCCUGGACGUACUAUUACUGUGAAGAGUUUCCUGCCAGGAGCAGGAAAUGAGGUUAUGGAACUCUGCCGUCCACUGGAUUCUCGCCUUGAACAUGUGGACUUCGAGUGCCUGUUUAAGUGUUUAAGUGUCUCUCACAUGAUUCGUGUCUUUGCCUCUCUCCUGCUGGAAAGGAGGGUGAUCUUGGUUGCUGACAAUUUAAGCACUCUGUCCAAAUGUGGCCAUGCUGCAGUGGCAAUGCUUUAUCCCUUUUCUUGGCAACACACAUACAUACCAGUCCUUCCUGCUUCCAUGAUUGAUAUUGCCUGCUCUCCGACCCCAUUCUUAAUUGGCAUUCUCUCCUGCUCAUUACCACAGCUUCAGGACCUGCCCAUAGAAGAGGUACUGAUCGUUGAUCUUUGUGCUGACCGGUUUUUGCAAGAGGUAUCAGAUGAGGAUGAGAUCCUGCCUCAUAAGCUCCAGGCUGCACUUGUACAAAUCUUGGAGGAACGAAAUGAAAUCCUGUCUCAGGAGCAGAGUAGCACACAAGGCGAUAUGUCUCUUAACUCCCUGGUCUCUGAAGCUUUUGUGCAGUUCUUUGUGGAGAUUGUUGGACACUACUCUCUACACAUGAAUGUCACAGAAAAAGGGGAGCGCAUGUUUCAGUGGGAGUUGUUCCGAAAAUCUCAUAUGUCACGUAAUGUGCGGCAUUUCCUGCACUUAUUCAUGGAAACACAGAUGUUUGCAGGGUUCAUACAAGAUCGAGAGCUGAGAAAGAGCACGGUCAAAGGUCUUUUUGAGAUCCGUGCCUUGGAGUAUUUGGAAAGUGUUCCAGAGAUUGAGCCAAGAGGAAUGAGCAAAAUCUUCCGGAGUCUUGGAAGCAAAAUGCGUUUUCUUCAGAGGAAAUGA
Messenger RNA from Nothoprocta perdicaria, 3350 nucleotides. RefSeq names its product DENN domain containing 2C (gene DENND2C). The record is from RefSeq and is a predicted model, not a curated record. Lineage: Eukaryota; Metazoa; Chordata; Aves; Tinamiformes; Tinamidae.